This is a messenger RNA of Panicum virgatum (switchgrass), 2954 nucleotides long. Its product is annotated as putative pentatricopeptide repeat-containing protein At5g09950. The transcript has a single exon. NCBI's taxonomy places the organism in Eukaryota, Viridiplantae, Streptophyta, Magnoliopsida, Poales, Poaceae. Gene Ontology annotation, molecular function: RNA binding; protein binding. Bases 73 to 2937 code for a protein of 954 amino acids. The record is from RefSeq and is a predicted model, not a curated record. Gene Ontology annotation, biological process: RNA modification.
GCACACGUGCUUUUAGUAUUUUCGUCCAAUACGUCUUCCUACCCAUUCUGCACUUCUCUUUCGUUCCCACCCAUGCACCGCAAGCUCCCGCCAUUAACUCACCUCACACUCCGCUCCGCCUCCUCCUCAGCCGCCGCCUCCGCUUGCUCGCCACCACCUAGCCGCCUCCCUCCUCCGGUCCCACUCCGCGACCUCCUCGCCCACCGGCUCCCGCCUCCCCGUCCGCCCUCGCCUCCGGCCCCGCACCCUCACGCCGACAUCCUCCUCCUGCUCCGCCGCCGCGGCGACGCUACCUCCCCGGAGCGCCUCCACGUCGAUCUCGUCAAGCGGGGCCUCUACGAUGACCUCUUCCUCGCUAACCACCUCGUCAACUCCUACGCUAAGGGCGCGCGCCUGGCCGCGGCGCGCCUGGUGUUCGACGAAAUGCCCGAUCGUAACGCCGUCUCCUGGACUUGCCUCGUCUCCGGGUACGUGCUUCAGGGUCUCGCCGACGAGGCCUUCCAGGUGUUCCGUGCCAUGCUUCGAGAGGUGGAUCCCGGCUGCAGGCCCACGUCCUUCACCUUCGGGACUGUGCUCCGGGCGUGCCAGGAUGGGGGACCCGACCGGCUGGGCUUUGCGACACAAGUCCACGGGUUGGUGUCGAAGACAGAGUAUGCGUCCAACACCACUGUGUGCAAUGCCCUGAUCUCGAUGUAUGGUAGCUGCGCUGUUGGUCCGCCGAUCCUAGCGCAGCGGGUCUUUGAUGGCACGCCAGUCAGGGACUUGAUCACAUGGAACGCCAUGAUGUCUGUGUAUGCUAAGAAAAGGGAUGUGAUUUCAACGUUCACGCUGUUCACGGAUAUGCAGCGAGAUGAUUCCAGUAUUCAGCUGUGGCCAACAGAGCAUACCUUUGGUAGUUUGAUCACCGCGACAUCUCUGUCUUGGUGCAGCUCUAGUGUGCUUGACCAAGUAUUCGUGAUGGUGCUCAAAUCUGGUUGUUCUAGUGACCUCUACGUGGGUAGUGCUCUGGUUAGUGCAUUCGCAAGACAUGGCUUGCUUGAUGACGCCAAGGAUAUUUUCCUCAGUUUGAAAGAAAGAAAUGCAAUUACUUUGAAUGGUUUAAUGGUGGGUUUGGUGAAGCAACACUGUGGUGAAGAAUCAGUAGCUAUUUUCGUGGGGACAAGGGAUUCAGUUGCUGUUAACGUGGAUACAUAUGUUGUGCUACUCAGUGCCAUAGCUGAAUAUUCUGUAUCAGAAGAAGGGUUGAGGAGAGGUAGGGAAGUCCAUGGGCAUAUGCUUAGAACUGGUAUUACUGACAUGAAAAUUGCUGUUAGUAAUGGUUUGGUUAAUAUGUAUGCCAAAUGUGGUGCCAUCGAUGAUGCCUCAAAAGUAUUUCAGCUAAUGGAAACGCGGGAUAGGAUUUCAUGGAACACCAUCAUCUCAGCUCUUGAUCAGAACAAUAAUUGUGAAGAAGCAAUAAUGCAUUACUGUCUGAUGAGACGAGGUUGCAUAAGCCCAUCAAACUUUGCAGCCAUUAGUGGCUUGAGUUCCUGUGCAAGUUUGAGACUUUUAGCUGCAGGUCAGCAAGUGCAUUGUGAUACUGUUAAGUGGGGCCUAGAUUUAGAUACUUCUGUUUCAAAUGCACUGGUUAAAAUGUAUGGAGAGUGUGGAGCUAUGUCAGAGUGCUGGAAGAUUUUCAACUCUAUGACUGAACAUGAUGAAGUUUCUUGGAACUCUAUUUUGGGGGUAAUGGCAAGUUCACAAUCACCUGUUUCUGAAACUGUGGAAGUUUUCUCCAAUAUGAUGAGGGGUGGUUUGAUCCCAAAUAAAGUUACAUUUGUAAACUUACUGUCUGCUUUGUCUCCGUUGUCUGUUCUUGAAUUGGGGAAGCAGGUUCAUGCUUUAGUGCUGAAGCAUGGAGUUACAGAAGAUAAUGCCAUAGAUAAUGCACUCAUAUCAUGCUAUGCGAAAUCUGGAGAGAUGGAUUCCUGUGAGCAUCUCUUCUCAAAGAUGUCUAGCAGAAGGGACGCCGUCUCAUGGAAUUCUAUGAUUUCAGGGUACAUUUACAAUGGCCAUCUGCAGGAGGCUAUGGACUGUGUUUGGCUUAUGGUACACACUGGUCAAAUGAUGGAUUGCUGCACUUUCUCCAUUAUACUAAAUGCAUGUGCCUCUGUGGCAGCAUUGGAGCGUGGUAUGGAGAUGCAUGCUUUUGGCAUUAAGUCACACUUGGAAUCAGAUGUUGUGGUCGAGAGUGCUCUUGUGGAUAUGUACUCCAAGUGUGGAAGGGUGGAUUAUGCCUCAAAGGUUUUCAAUUCCAUGACUUUGAGAAAUGAGUUCUCAUGGAACUCUAUGAUUUCUGGUUAUGCAAGACAUGGUCUUGGAAGGAAAGCCCUUGAGAUAUUUGAGGAAAUGCAGCGCAGCAGAGAAAUUCCAGACCAUGUCACCUUUGUUAGCAUACUAUCUGCAUGUAGUCAUGCUGGAUUAGUGGAAAGAGGUUUAGAAUACUUUGAAAUGAUGAGGGAUCAUGGUAUUCUACCUCAGAUUGAACAUUAUUCUUGUGUCAUAGACCUUCUCGGACGAGCUGGUAAGCUUGACAAGAUAAAAGAGUACAUACAAAGAAUGCCAAUGAAACCAAAUGCUUUAAUAUGGAGGACUGUUUUAGUUGCUUGCCGACAGUCAAAAGAUGGGGCUAAGGUUGAUUUGGGGAGAGAAGCUUCAAGGAAGCUUUUGGAAAUAGAGCCUCAAAAUCCUGUAAACUAUGUUCUUGCAUCUAACUUUCAUGCAGCUACAGGAAUGUGGGAAGAUACAGCCAAAGCCCGAGCUGCAAUGAGGCAAGCAACAGUGAAAAAAGAGGCUGGUCGCAGUUGGGUAACGCUGAACGAUGGAGUCCAUACUUUCAUUGCUGGAGAUAGAUCACAUCCAAACACCAAGGAAAUAUAUGAAAAGCUGAAUUUUUGAUACAAAAUAUAAGGAAU